Messenger RNA from Racocetra fulgida, 294 nucleotides. Lineage: Eukaryota; Fungi; Glomeromycota; Glomeromycetes; Diversisporales; Gigasporaceae. The record is from the annotation of a GenBank genome assembly.
GCCAUCCUUGAACUUGUAGCAACGGGAUCCGUUUCUAAACUUAAAAAACAUUUUGGUCAAGUGUUAGAAUAUGCUGACAAGCUCUGCCCUCGGGAAGUUUGGAUUGUGCAUUUUUCUAGAGAAGAUUCUUCUACAUCUGAUCCAUACUGGCCAUGUGAAAAUCUUCAGAAUGGAAGAUUCAAUAUCAUACACUUUUGGCAUGACCAAAAUUUUAGUAAUGUUCGAAUGAGUUCCAGAUUUCGGGAUGCCACUGGUAAGUUUUGCGAAAUUAAAGAUGAACAAAUCUUACCCUAA